UAUACAAUCCAUGAUAUAUAUGUUUUUUUUUUGGGUAAAAAUUGAUGAUAUAUAUUAUCCAAUUACAAGGAGGGAUAUAAUUUUUAUCUACUAGCUAGGCGAUGUACCCAAAAGAUAGGGAUGAGGAAUCCCUAGGUCACAUGCUUAAAUCUCCUUGUAAGUUGUAACUCCAUUUUAAAGUUUAGUCAAAAUCCCCCAGCCUACUCCCACAACAACCAUUCCAAUAUAUAUAAAUUGACUCCUAACCAAAUACAAAUUCCCAUUUCCCAUUAUCCCCCAUGCUCAAAAAUCUUUUUGAGGCCCUGUUGAAAUGAAAGAAAAAGGAGUCCUACCAAUUUGAAAAACUUGAAUUUCCUCCUACCCUCCUCUACUAGUACUAUAUACCAGUGUGUUUCCUUUCCUUUGAUCUCUCAAAUCCCAAUAAUUAUACAAUGUCCAGCAGCAACAGCAGCAACAACAACAAGAAGAAAAAGAAUCAAUUCCUAAAAUCCAUAUUAUUCUUCAAAUUAGGCUGCAAUGGAGGUGGAUCAUGUGGCUGCGGGAGGCCAAAACUUUCUGAUGUACUUGAGCCCAUUCCAAUUCCCAAAACCUCCUCGUCCUAUUUAACCCUCCAAAAUUUCAACCACCCUCCUAAUCUCCUUCCUAACUCCUCAUCAAGCUCCUUUGAUAAUAACAAUAAUAGAAAUGACGAGGACGAAGAAGAAGAAGAAGAAGAUGAGGACUAUACUUGUUCCACAACCACAACCACCGUCGACUACGACUCUUUGACCAUUGAUGAUAACCAUGAUCAUGACCAUGACCAUCGUGGAUUAGUUCAUGAAAAAUGCAGCAUCAGCAGCACUAAACUCAAAGACAGCAUUGCAGUGGUGAAGGAUUCUGAAGACCCACUUGAAGAUUUCAAACAGUCAAUGAAGCAGAUGAUCUUGGAGAAGCAGAUUUGCUCAGAUGAAGAUCUGAAAGCGCUUUUGAAUUGUUUUCUGGAACUCAAUUCUCCAUUCCACCAUGAUGUUAUCCUACGAGCUUUCACUCAGAUCUCCAAUCAGAUUGCUCUCUCUCGGAGGAGGAGGAGGCCAUCCACCUCCACCUCCAUCUCUCAAGAUGAUCACAAACCGUCUGAUGAUCAUUGAUCACUCACAGAUUUUUGACACGUCUUGUGAUGAGAGAGAGAUAGAGAGAUAGAGAGAUAGAGAGCAUUGAAUUCUCACGUGGGGCAGGGUCUGCAUGGGAAGGUUGGAGAUUGAUUGUAACUUAAAAUAUAUAUAUAUAUAUAUAUAUAAUAUUAUAGUCAUCAUCAAUUCAUUGGGGGUUGGUCAAAAAUAUUAUGGCAAUAUGGCCGUGAAGGAAGAUAGAAUUUGUGGUGCAGAUAAAUAAGGUGUUAGGGGUUUAGUUUUGGUAACGCAUUGUUUAAUGAUAAUAAUGGUCAAUACUCAAUAGAGAGGUAGGGUCUAAUCGAUACAGAUUAAUGAUCGUGGAAUUAUUAUAGUUUUUCUAGGAUUUUUACCGACAUUCCUUGUAAGCCUUGGCAUUUUUGUCAUUAGAAUUUUUUGAAUGACUCUCUUACACUCAGAUUUAUUCUUUGAUACCAAAGGAUUUUGUUUCCAAGUCUGUUACAACGAAUAUACUUGUUUCUUGUUUUGUGCAUUUUUUAUUUUUUCAAU
Molecule: messenger RNA, 1658 nt
Organism: Ziziphus jujuba (common jujube)
Lineage: Eukaryota; Viridiplantae; Streptophyta; Magnoliopsida; Rosales; Rhamnaceae
Product: transcription repressor OFP3
Exons: 1
Coding region: 432-1127 (231 amino acids)
Biological process (GO): negative regulation of DNA-templated transcription
Source: RefSeq, a predicted model, not a curated record